ACCGCCCCCUCCGUCUGAACCAGCCAGCACCGCCGACUAGUUACUAGCACCACUACACCCUCACACCUCCGCGCCUUUGCUCUUUUAACGAUACCCAGCAUACACACCCUCUCUAUUUAUGUUGACUGAAAAGACAAUGUUGACCACCUCCGCGCGUCCGUCAGCACUCAGUCGAACCCAGUCCUUUGAGUUUUUUCUUUUUGGGUUUCCCUUGACACUUAACCCACCGUGUCCUCCCUACAACCUCUCCCAGGAAGACGUCUUGGCGCAAGCACCGAUCGCGGAAGAAGACGAUAUCUGGUCCGAACUGGAGCGGAUUCAGGACCCAGGGCUCCUCAAGGAGAAGUUUUACGCAGAACACCAGGUGAUGAUGGAGCAGCUGAACCUCGCAGGAAGGUUCGGACUCGAAUUGCAACAGAGUCUGGAGCACGCCCAGCGCGCCGAACGACAGUCUUAUGCUCAGAUCCAAGCCCUGCAAGACGAAAACCUGAUCCUCCAAUCAAGAGUCCAUCAUUCACAAGAACUCUCUGCUCAUCUGACAGGCUCUGAAGAUGAGGUCCACAAUCUGACGAACGAGAACGAGUCCCUACAGAAGGAGCUGGAUGUCUGUCGUCGUGAGCUAAAGACGUUUCGGAAGGAACUCGACAGUCUGGUGGAGCAGAUGGCCGAUAUGGGGACCGAGGUGAUGGACGCAAAGAACAAGGUCACGGUGUACUCCCGACGGCUGACAGAAGUCGAGCAGGAGCUGAAUUCAACCCAGGAAUUGAACGUGAAUCUGCAGGAGCAGCUCAGGACAGCCAUGGAGAAACAAAAACAGACACAGUCAACGACCGCUCAGGUCGUGAAGAACAUGCAGUCGGAGCUGGGUCGGGUCGUGUCCGAUAGUGGGGUCAUCCGGUCGACGCUCGAGGAACUCGAGGGCCGACAGGAGAAGUGUGAGGGCAAGGUUGUGGAGAUGAUCUCGAACACGAAGGAGUAUGCACAGCUCUUGGAGGAGGCACAGACCACGAUCCAAACCAUGCGUAUUGAGUCUGAUAUGGAGGGUAGAGGAUGGGGAGGUCAUUCGCCCAUGGACUCGAACUGGGACAAUCAGCUCAAACGAAGCACCGGACAGCUGUCGACGCUAGCCAUGGAAGACCCAGAGCUCAACAAUGCAGAUUUCCCAGUGCAGGACGAAUUGGAUCCUAAUGCUUGGGGUGAUGAUGAGAGCAACCAAGGAGGAGGAAUGGGCAUGUCGCUGGGCGCCGAGCUCGGGCUUUCUGUCGUUGUUCAGAAGGAGGAGUGGGAGCCGGAAAUGCAGCCAAAGGAGAGCGCGAUCUCUUCCCCGCCGUCGACACCAGCAUCAUACCAGCCCUCAGAGUCAUCGAAGCAAUUGACACCGGCACCAUCGCCCCAGGCGCCUGUGGCUGUUCAUAAUAAGGAGACACAGACCGCAGCACCAGCACCAGUCCCAGUACUACAGCAGCAACAGUCAACGCCGCCCUUGCCGAAAGAUGCGCGCAAGUAUUCGACACAUUCGCUUUCGUCAGAGCUGCAGCAGCGGUUGGAGGAGCACAAUAUCUUGCAGACGGCGUAUUCGGCCUCACCAACGGCAGCGACGCGUCCACCCUGGAACCCGAGUGUGGCGCUGGAGCCGCGGAUUUGUCAGCGUCCUCGGGUGUGGUGACGAAGACCAAGACGGCGGGUGCUUCGGCGGUGAACAAAUCUGCGGCCAAGAGUGCACGAUCCGCUACAGCAACAACGACGACGACGACGACGACGACGACGACGACGACGACAGAGAAGGCAAAGUCGAGGUCGGGGAUGUCUACAAGUCAUAGCAAUGGUAGCCUGCACACAAAGUCCACUGCGACAGCAACAACAGGAACGGCGAUAACAGGCACAGCAGCAAGGUCUCCACGUUCACCAGGUCGUGGCACGGUCACGAAGAAGGGCUCCUUCGCAUCUUUGUCCAAAAGCUCUACAGGAGCCCUUACGGUGACGACGAUGGCAGGAGGU
Messenger RNA from Gamsiella multidivaricata, 1998 nucleotides. RefSeq lists its product as uncharacterized. The transcript has 6 exons. The record is from RefSeq and is a predicted model, not a curated record. NCBI's taxonomy places the organism in Eukaryota, Fungi, Mortierellomycota, Mortierellomycetes, Mortierellales, Mortierellaceae. The coding region runs from base 119 to 1666 and encodes 515 amino acids.